Molecule: messenger RNA, 531 nt
Organism: Lactuca saligna
Lineage: Eukaryota; Viridiplantae; Streptophyta; Magnoliopsida; Asterales; Asteraceae
Source: the annotation of a GenBank genome assembly
AUGGGCCAUGUAGCUACAUUUCAUGCUCUUCGAUACCUUAAAACUACAUCGGGACAAUGCUUAUUUCUACCAUCAAGUGGAAGCUUUGAUCUUAUGGCAUAUUGUGAUGCAAGUUGGCUUGAGUCAUUCAACUACCUGACUAUCAUGCACAUGUUGUUUAUUAGCCUUGUGGUGCACCAGUUUCGUAGAGAACCAAGAGAAAAAGUGUUGCGUUAUGAUCUUCAACUUAAGUCUAAUAUAGAGCAUUGGAAACUACACUUUUCGAAGUUAUCGUUGAGCUGGCUAGACUUAGAUUCCAAGCAAUCAAAUGCCACUCCAUUAAUGUGGGACAAUGAAGUUGCACUCCACAUUGCAAUGAACCUAGUCUAUCAUGAAAGAACAAAACCAUCGAUGUAUGAUGAGACGUUUACAAAGUUCAUCGAUAUUUGUUUGAUUACCCUUCGUUUUCUUUCUCUUCUACGACCUACAUUAAUUCAUCUUCAUCGACGCAACCAGCAUAUCGGUUUUCCUGGUUUCUGCUUCAAUUCAUAA